This is a messenger RNA of Cuscuta epithymum, 1687 nucleotides long. Lineage: Eukaryota; Viridiplantae; Streptophyta; Magnoliopsida; Solanales; Convolvulaceae. The record is from the annotation of a GenBank genome assembly.
AAUCAUAAGAUAAUAGAGGCCCGGGUAGACUAGUGUGGUUAGUAAUAAUGAUUAUAAGAGUAGUACAAGUAGAAGGAAUAAGAGUUAGGCAGAUUGUCAGUUGGAAUUAGGCUGGGAGAGCGAGGCCUCUCAAAGUGUCUCGAUCUGUUUUCUUCUUUCUUUCAGUAUAAUCCGAAAUUUCUGCUGCGUUUGUUGAGGUUUCUAUCACUUACACAUCAAAGGCGUCAGCCUUACUAUCGCAUCAAACUAGUUACGCCUCUCAUCGCGAACUCCCUGAAAUUCUUAAAGGCAUGCCUCAAGGCGCAGUUGCAUUGUGCAGUAUCAAACAAUGACAAAAGACAUAAUUUACUGCUUUCAUUAUUUAUAUUUUUACUAUUGUUGUUGUUGAUAUGGUUGGGAUUAUUAUAUAGCCCGAUCUUAUGUAAAUUCUGUUUGUGGAUAUACCGGCAGCAGGCAGGUUUUGACUUCAUCUUGAAUACCUAUUUAUAUUUACAGUUCUUGGCAAGAAGACAAGCACACUUGUUACGUGAUCAACAGGGUCCAUCCUUUUCAGAAUUUGGGGUGUUGGUUGACAUGAUUCGGGUGCCGGAAUGGGCAUUUGAUGUUGGUCAAGAAAUGAGGGGGAUGGGCCAAGAUGCUACUGCAUAUCAUCCUGGACUUUACUUGACUCCAGCUCAGAGAGAAGCGGUGGAGGCACUUAUACAGGAACUUCCUAAGUUCAGGAUGAAGGCUGUCCCGACUGACUGCAGUGAAUGCCCUAUCUGUUUGGAAGAGUUUCAUGUUGGAAACGAGGUCCGGGGUCUACCUUGUGCUCACAACUUCCAUGUGGAGUGCAUCGAUGAAUGGCUCCGCCUGAAUGUAAAAUGCCCAAGAUGCCGCUGCUCGGUUUUCCCAAAUCUAGAUCUUAGUGCUUUGUCCGACAUCCAGCCCGAACCGGAGAGGCCAUCUUCAGCAAAUAGUUAUGCUCGAACACAACCAGCACCUUCAACCCACAUACUGAGAUUGCUCCAUCCAGUCAGCUCUGGACAUCCCGAGUUUUCACCACCUGCUACUGAACAUUCUGGGUCUGUAGAAGUGUAGGUAGUCGUGGCAGAACGUGUUUCGCCUAGGCAGUGACUGCUUCCUGUAUAUUCCAACUACACACUGGCUUUGAGGGGAUACCUUUUUUUGCCUGUUAUAGCCUUCGUUGACGGCUUCUACUCCGAAUUGUUCAUAGUACGCUUAGACUUGCGUGGACUGGAAUAAUACCUUCACAACUCGAAAUCUGAUGUUUCCUUUGGAAUGAUGUAAUGAAGAGUGGAUUUUGUUUGUACAUGCCAAAUAGCCAAACUGAAAAUGGAGUGAAAAUUUCUUGUUUUGUUGUUGACGUGCGGCCGUGCGGGUUAACUUCAAAUGGGGAAUCAACCAUCAUGUAUUACUUCUUCAGUAAUAAUAGUUCAAAGGAGGUUUGGAACUGCUUGUGCUGCUUUUCUGUGUACAAUAAAUUGUGUCAAGCUGUGUACUAUUAAUUCCCCUAGAAUAGAGGAUCAGUCAAGACUUAUAAGUGUUUAGAUGACUUGAUGUUGUGAAUUAGUUUUUUUGUGUGUAAAUUACCAAAAGGUGAAAUUAAUACGUAGUACAUCACUAAUUCCCACUUUUAUGCAAUUUAACAAAGACAACAUACUUGAAAUUUCACUGUUGAUUGCAU